Messenger RNA from Mollisia scopiformis, 645 nucleotides. RefSeq lists its product as uncharacterized. The record is from RefSeq and is a predicted model, not a curated record. The coding region runs from base 1 to 645 and encodes 214 amino acids. The transcript has 3 exons. Lineage: Eukaryota; Fungi; Ascomycota; Leotiomycetes; Helotiales; Mollisiaceae.
AUGGCGGACUCGCAGAAGAUCGAGAAGGGAAUCCAAGUAGAGGUACAGAAGUCUUUGAAGGGUAAGGGUAAAGAGAUUGCACGUGAAGAAGUCGAUGUCGAGGACUUCAACGACAAAGAAUCUGCUCCCGCAAAGACCUCUAUCGCCGACUCCCAACCGGACUUGGCUUCUAAGAUCAAUGCGCCUAUCACCAAAGCUGCAUCUUGGGUUGAUGGGUUGACUAUCGAUGAGUUCUCCUCGUACACCAAAAUAACAGGCAUGUACAUGUACAAGAAAGCUAAGCCCAAUUUCUACGGGGCAAUCAAAGAAGAUACUGUGUGGUUGGAGAUCAACGGAAAGAGGGAUUGGAAGAGCUACAUCCAGAGACAAAUCCCGAUUGCCCAAAUUGAGAAGGAGCGCCAGGUGGAUGUUCUCAAGGAGCAUUGCGCCAGCAAGUACCUUCCACAGUCUGAGGAGAAGCCACUCUUGAAGCUCAAGCUGUUGGACUAUUACAUUCAACGACUGCUGAGAGAGAUGACCACGUACUCUAAGCAGCGCGGAUUGGCCGACACAGAUAAGAACGUGCUGAAGAAGGAGGCCGAAUACCACGUUGAGGAGGCUGCCAAGGCAAAGCGCCGCAUCUGGGAAGACUACGUCGACGCCUGA